ACUCAAUAUAUGGAAGAUGCCACACCUUCAAGCCCACAUUUGCUGACCAAAUCUGUGCAAUUUCCUUCUAUCUCAGGCCCAGCCAUCUCAAGAGAAGUCUCAGAAAAUCCUCUUCCAUCCAAUUUAAGUUCGAUGAUUAAAUCCAUGGAAGAAGAGAGACCUUCAGGCCUACUUGCCCUGAACAAAUCUGUGCAACUUCCCUCUUUCUCAGGGCCAAGUCCAAGUGCACCAAUAGCUGAAGUUCCCUCUUUCUCUGCACUGAGCUCAUCAAAGGAAUCCACAAAACUUCUAAUUUCUGCAAGUAAAUCUAUACAAUUCCAUUCUUUCUCAGAUUCUGUUCCAGCAAGUAAAUUUGUAAUAGGUCCCUUUCCCCCUGACUCAAGUUCAUCAAGGGAACACAUAGAUGUUCCUUCUUUUGGAUCUAUUGCAAUAAGCAAAUCUUUGCAAGUAUCUUUCUUGAUUUCAAGUUUAGUCAAAGAAUAUAUAGAGAGUCCAUCUUUGCUAAGAUUAAAUUCAGGGCCAAAAGUAAAAAAAGAUCAUUCUCCCUCUGUUCCAAUUUUAUCAAAAGAAUCCAGAGGAGCUCAUUUUUCAUAUAGCCUAAUUUCAGAAAACAAAGGCAUGCAGGUUCCUCAUGUUGAGAUUUUUUUUUCAGAUAAAGCUAUCCAAAUUCCCUCUAUAUGUGAAAUACAUUUAGUGAAUGACUCUGCAGAAGUUCUGUGUGCAUUCAGCUCAAGUCAAUCAGGAGAAUUUAUACAAUAUCCCAUUGCAGUUAGAAUAAUUUUAGAAAGCAAAUCAAUGCAAGUUCCUUUUUCUGCUGCUAUAUUUUCUUCAAGUAAAUCUAUAAAAUUUUCUUGCUACAGUGAAAUUUCAAUGACACAAUAUACACAAGGUCUUUCAUUUUUUGAUUCAAUGUCAAGUGAAUGCAUGGAAGUUCAAUCUUUCUCAGUUCCACUUUCAUCAAACAAAUCCAUACAAAUUCCUUAUUUCCCUGAGUCAAAGUCAUUAAAAGAAGACAUAUACUUUCUCUCAACCUACCAUACUAUUGCUGUGAACAAACUGAUGAAAGUAUGUUUCUUUUCUGAUAUAAGUCCAUCUUCUCCACACAGAGAAGUUACAGCUUUGCCAGGUCCACUUUUAUCAAGAGAAUCCAAGUUUCCCUUGAAUUUUGUUGCCAUUUUAAGCCUCAGGCUUAUUCGAUUUCCUUCAUUUUCUGAUCUAAGUUCAUCAGACACAUGUACACAAGAACUCCCAUCUCUUCGAGUUACAGUUUCAUCACAAGAAUCUAGAAAUGUUUGUACUUUCUCUGAAACUAAUUCGCUGACAGAAGCUGCUGCAGUUCCCUCUACUUAUGGUGGCCUCAUAUUUGCCAAGUCUACACGAGUUUCUUUUAUUUUUGUCUUAAGUUCAUCAAUAGUAGUAACAGAAAAAUUUAUAUCCUUCCCAGACUCACUUUUAUCAAAGGAAUCAAUAGAACACAACUCCAAUUUUGUUAUUAACUCACUUAGUAAACACACACACAUUCCUUCUAUAUCUUACCCAAGUUUAUUAAAUGUAAAUACAGAAGUUUCAUCUUUCUUGCUUCCAUUUUAUCCAAUAGAAUCCAGGCAAUUUUCUGAUUCCUCUGACUCACUUUUACUGAGAAAAGAUAAACAAAUGUAUUCUAUCAAUGGACCUGUUUCAGAUAGACAAUGCACACAAAUUUCUCACUCUUCUAAUAAAAGUUUACCAACAGAAAUUUUACAAUUACUGAGAGAAAAAACAAAUUUGCCUUCUAGUCAUAGAUCUGUUUCAGUGAGACAAUUCACGCAAACUUCUCAUUUUUCUGAUAAAUGCUUACCAACAGAAAAUUUACAGAUUCUCUCCAUUGACUUUGAUGUCAGAGUGAGCAACUUGACACAACUUUCUUCUCUGUCUGAUGCAAGUUCAUCAAAUGAAUGUAUAAAAGAGGUUAUACCUUUUCCAGUGCCACUAAAAUUGAGAGAAUCCAAUCUCUCAAAUCUUGGUGUUAAUUCAGGCAACAAGCUCACACAAAUUCUUUUUAUCUUUGAUCCAAGUUCAUUACAUAUGAACACACCUUCAUCUUUCUUGCUACCAUUUUAUCCAAUAGAAUCCAGGAAAUUUUCUGAUUUCUCUCUGAUGAGUCUCCUAAGAGAAAACAUGCAAAUUCCUUCUAUCCUUGGAACUAUUUCAGUGAACAAAUGCACAGUAUUUUCUCACUCUUUUGAUAAACGUUUGCCGAUAGAAACUUUACAAGUUCCCUCUACCCUCCUUGUUAUCACAGUGAGCAAAUCAAUACUACAACCCUCCUUCUCUAGAACAAGUUCAUCAACUGUAUGUGUAAGAAAAGUUCUUUGUUUGGCAUGUUCUCUUUUACCAAGAGAAUCCUUCCAAAAUCCCUCAAAUCUUGGUGUGAUUUCAGUCAUCAAGCUCACAAAAUUUCCUUCUUUCUCUGACCCAAGUUCAAUGAAUGCCAAAACAGAAAUUAUAUUUUUCUUGCUUCCAUUUUGUCCAAAAGAAUCCAAGCACUUUUCUGAUUUCUCUGACACAAUGCCACCAAGAGAAAAUGUACAAAUUCCCUCUAUACUUGGAUCUCUUUCAAUGAGUAAAUGUACACAAUUUUCUCAUAUCUCUGAUAAAAGCUUACCAACAGGAACUUUACAACCCUCUACCCACCUUGCUGUCACAGUGAACAAAUUAAUGCAACAUACUUUAUUCUUUGAUGAAAGUUCAUUAGCUGUAAGCAUAGAAGAAGUUAUACCUUUCCCAUCCCUUCCAAAAUCAAAGGAAUCAAUACAACAUCCCUCAAACUUUGGUGAUAUGUUAGUCAGUAAGUCUGUCCAGUUUUCUUCUUCCUCUGUUCUAAGUUCAUUGAAUAUAAAUAUAAAAGUAGUUUCAUCUUUCUUGCUUCCACUUUGUCCAAAAGAAUCCAGGAAGUUUUUUGAUUUCUUAAAUAUGAGUUUCUCUGGAGAAAAUAGGCAAAUUCUAUCUAUUCUUGGACUUAUGACAGUAAGCAUAGACACACAAUUUUCUCACUACUGUAAGAAAACUUUACCAACAGAAACUUUAAAAGUUCCCUCUAUCAACCCUGCUGUCACAGAAAGCAAGCCAAUACAACCUACCUACUUCUCUGAUAUGUCUUUCCUGGAUUCAUUAAAAUCAAAGGAAUCCAUCCAACAUCUCUCAAAAUUCGGUGGUAUUUCAGUUAACAAGUCCACCCAAUUUUUUUCUUUCUUUGUCCCAAGUUCAUUGAAUGUAAACACAGAAGAAGUUCCAUCCUUCUUGCUUCCAUUUUGUCAAACAGAAUCCAAGCACUUUUCUGAUUUCGACACAAGUUUACUGAAAGACGACACACAGAGGCUUUCUAUCCUUGCACCUAUUUCAGUGAGUAAAUGCACAUAAUUUACUCACUCAUCUUGUUAAACUUUUAAAAGUUUAACAACAGAAGUUUUACAAGUUCUUUCCACCCAUCUUGCUGUCACAAAGAGCACAUCUACUUCUUUGAUUUAAGUUCAUCAGCUAUAAAUGCAGAAGUAGUUAUGUCUUUCUCAGGCCAACAUAAAUCACAGAAAUCUAUACAAGAUCAUGCAAACCUUGAUAUUAUUUCAGUGAAUAAGUCCACCCAAGUUUCUUCUUCCUCUGUCCCAAGUUCAUUGAAUGAGAGCACAAAAGAAAUUUUACAUUUCUUGUUUCCAUUUUGUUCAGUAGAAUCCAGGCAGUUUUCUGAUAGCUCUGAUACUUGCCUACUAAAAGAAGACUCACAAAAACCUCCUAACCUUGGAACUCUUUCAUUGAGCAGCUGCACACAACUUUCU
This is a messenger RNA of Sarcophilus harrisii (Tasmanian devil), 3812 nucleotides long. RefSeq lists its product as uncharacterized. The transcript is spliced from 2 exons. Lineage: Eukaryota; Metazoa; Chordata; Mammalia; Dasyuromorphia; Dasyuridae. The coding region runs from base 10 to 3399 and encodes 1129 amino acids. The record is from RefSeq and is a predicted model, not a curated record.